CUCAACAUGGCCAAUUUCAAAACCGUGAAAUGUACUAAUGUUUCUUGGUUACCUUUCUUUUGUUUAUUAAUACCUUCUUGUUUAUCCUACAAUGUAGUUAAUUUUGGGGCUAGAGGAGAUGGCAGGACAGACUCAACCAGAGCGUUUCUUCGCGCUUGGUCUGCUGCCUGCAACUCUGCUAGUCCAGCGAACGUUGACGUUCCACGAGGAACAUAUUUAGUGAGGACGUUGACUUUCAAUGGUCCUUGUCGGAGAAGAAUUAUGUUUCGAAUUGAUGGUACUCUCAGUGCUCCGGUCAAUUAUAACGCAAUUGGGAAUUCUGAGUUCUGGAUUAUGUUUUAUAAGGUAAGUGGGCUUUCAGUCUAUGGAUCAGGAGCUAUUAACGCCAAAGGACAUGGUUAUUGGUCUUGUCGAAAAAGUGGAGGUUCUUGCCCUCAAGGAGCUAGGUCAAUACAAUUCAUGUGGUGUAACAAUGUACUGCUGAGGGGCUUAGCAUCACUCCACAGUCAAAGAGUACAUGUGGGAAUAGGUUACAGCAGCAAUGUGAGAGUCGAGUAUGUGAAGAUAAUAGCCCCAAGUGGAAGCCCAAACACCGAUGGCAUUCAUGUACAAAACUCAAGGGGGGUUACCAUUUAUGGAAGCAUUAUUAAGACCGGAGAUGACUGCAUAUCUAUAGGCUCUGGCUCCAUGAACUUAUGGAUUGAAAAAAUUGGAUGUGGCCCUGGACAUGGCAUUAGCAUUGGAAGUUUGGGAAACAGCAACAAUGAGCCUGGGGUUACGAAUGUCACAGUAGCAAAUUCGGUUUUCACAAAGACGCAAAAUGGCGUUAGGAUAAAGUCUUGGGCAAGACCAAGUAAUGGCUUUGCAAAAAAUCUCAUGUUCAAAAACCUUAUUAUGAGGAACGUUGGGAAUCCCAUCAUCAUUGACCAAAACUAUUGCCCGCAUAAUAUGUGCCCUCGUCAGAGUUCAGGAGUGAAGGUGAGUCAAGUAACAUUCAAGAAUGUGAAAGGGACAUCAUCUACACAAGCAGCCAUGAAAUUUGACUGCAGUCCUUCAAAUCCAUGCACUGGAAUCAGAUUGCAAGAUAUAAAGCUCACUUACAAUGAUCGCAUGAGAAGGCCAGCCUUUACUUAUUGUAAAAAUGCAAGGGGAAGCCAUGGUGGCAAAGUUAUUCCUAGGAGUUGCAUCUGAGGAUAAAACACCAAAGAUUUACUCUUCACACGUGCAUAUAUUUCCCAGGGACAAAAUAAAGAAAAAAAAAGGGACUCCCUCCUUUGUUUUAGUACCAAUUUCUUAAUUGAUUUUUUUAGAAUUGGUAAAUAUCUCAAUCUUAGCUCU
Messenger RNA from Nicotiana tabacum (common tobacco), 1338 nucleotides. Its product is annotated as polygalacturonase-like. Lineage: Eukaryota; Viridiplantae; Streptophyta; Magnoliopsida; Solanales; Solanaceae. The record is from RefSeq and is a predicted model, not a curated record. Gene Ontology annotation, biological process: carbohydrate metabolic process. Gene Ontology annotation, molecular function: polygalacturonase activity.